Molecule: messenger RNA, 360 nt
Organism: Paraglomus brasilianum
Lineage: Eukaryota; Fungi; Glomeromycota; Glomeromycetes; Paraglomerales; Paraglomeraceae
Source: the annotation of a GenBank genome assembly
GUUCUAUCUCAACAAGUGCCAUCGGGUCUUACGAGUUUGCGCUGGCCAGAUUCAAUUACCAUCUUCAAUGAAUAUUACAAAGCGGAAGUUCCUUUAAAGGCAAAAUUUUUGCCUUUAUUCGAAAAAUGUCAAAACGACUCGGUAAUAAAAUGUUUAUUUGAUGGUUACCUAGCAAAGUUGUUUGGAUUUAAAGUCGAUUAUCAGCCAACAAAAACGGCGGUCGAGCUGAACAAAGAAAUUGAAAACGGGAAAUUUCAAGAAUCUCUACAAAAGUUUAUGCAACGUACAGACAAGUCCAUGCAAGAAGAAGAUGCUACACAGUCAAAGCGUGUGAGAGUCGCGGGAAGCAAUCCGCGGUAA